Rosa chinensis is the source of this 2208-nucleotide messenger RNA. RefSeq names its product peptide-N4-(N-acetyl-beta-glucosaminyl)asparagine amidase A. The record is from RefSeq and is a predicted model, not a curated record. The transcript is spliced from 2 exons. Bases 73 to 1854 code for a protein of 593 amino acids. Gene Ontology annotation, cellular component: vacuole. NCBI's taxonomy places the organism in Eukaryota, Viridiplantae, Streptophyta, Magnoliopsida, Rosales, Rosaceae.
AAAACAGAAUAGAGCAUCCCUCAAAUACUCAUUGAUACAAAGUAGACCCCCAACAACAACUCAACCAUUACCAUGGCUUCUCUGUUGCAUCUCCUCUUCUUCCUCUUCCUUCAACCUCUCUUCUCCAUUGCCAAUGUCCACAAACUCAACCAACUCAGAUCAGAGCUCAUCUCCCAACCAACACCUCUAAAUGACACCCCACCAACCCUUUACUUUGAAGUAACCAAACCCAUUAAACUACCCAAAACCAAGCCUUGUUCCCAGCUCAUUCUCCAGCAUGACUUUGCCUACACUUAUAGAAAAGCCCCAGUCUUUGCUAACUACCACCCUCCCUCAAAUUGCCCAUCUCAGAAUUUCUCCAAGAUUGUUCUUGAAUGGAAAGCUACAAGCAAAGGAAGGCAAUUUGACCGCAUUUUUGGGGUUUGGCUCUCUGGGGUUGAGCUUCUCAGGAGCUGCACCGCAGAGCCGAGGCCUAAUGGGAUUGUUUGGAGUGUUGAGAAGGACAUCACCAGGUACUUUUCAUUACUCCAGAAGAAUCAGACACUUGCUGUUUAUCUUGGCAAUUUGAUUGAUAAAACCUAUACUGGGGUUUACCAUGUCAAUGUUAGUAUUCAUUUUUAUCCUGCUGAAGAGAACUUGAUUGAUCAUGACCAAAAGUUGGCAUCUUGGGCGGAUUUGAUUCUGCCCAUUUCUAGAAAUUUGCCUUUGAAGGAUGGGUUGUGGUUUGAAAUUGAGAAUUCAACUGAUACCAAGUUGAAGGAAUUUGAGAUUCCUCGAAAUGCUUAUAGGGCUGUGUUGGAAGUGUAUGUUUCCUUUCAUGAGAAUGAUGAAUCCUGGUAUGCAAAUCCUACUAAUGAGUACAUUGCUGCAAACAACCUUAGCGUGCCCGGAAAUGGACCCUUUAGGGAGGUUGUGGUCAGUAUAGAUGGUCAUGUUGUUGGUGCUGUGUGGCCUUUUACAGUGAUAUUCACAGGAGGGGUCAAUCCUCUCCUGUGGCGACCCAUUACUGCAAUUGGCUCAUACGAUCUUCCUUCUUAUGACAUCGAAAUCACACCGUUUUUAGGGAACAUAUUGGAUGGGAAGAGCCACAAGAUUGGCUUUAAUGUUACAAAUGCCUUGAAUGUUUGGUACAUAGAUGCAAAUUUGCAUAUUUGGUUGGACAAACAGAGCAGAAGAACUGAGGGACAGCUUGUGAAGCACACAAGCUUGCCCCUUGUUAUUUCACUGGUGUCAGAUUUCAAGGGUUUAAAUGGCACAUUUAUCACAAGGGUGAGCAGGUCUGUCUCAUCAACUGGGUGGGUGAAGUCAUCGAAUGGGAAUAUUACAACCCAGUCAAUUCAAAAAUUUUACUACAGUAAUACAAUGGUCAUGGGGAAUAAUGGUGAUGUGCAGAUAGUGAACCAGAACAUCCAUUUCAAUGACACUGUUCAUAUCAUGUCGCCUUCCUCCAUCGUUCACUCACUCUCAUCACACAAAACAUUUCCCCUUUACUUGUACACUGACUACUUGGAACAAAAAAAUAAUACAUAUUUAUUGGUGACAAAUGUCAGUCUGGGAGUUAUUGAGAAGAAAACUGCAAGUGCUGGUUCUCGAUUCAUGAAGAGCUCUCUCAGAAAUUUGCAGAAUGCAGAGGGUCAUAUGGUUGUAAAAGAUAAUUUGGUAGUCAGUGGAGUCGGGAAUACACAGCAAAUGUACAGAUAUCAUGGUGGAAAAUUCUGUUACUUUAGGAAUAUAAGCAGCUCAAACUACACCAUACUUUAUGAUAAGGUUGAGAAUACAUGCAACAACAAACCAAAGUCUAACUGGGAUUUUGGUUUGAGAAGACUGUGGCCUUUUGGUGCUGGAUUUAUUUGAAAACAAUGAGGAAGUUUAGCUUAUUCAUCUUGAUGCAUCUUGUUGUGCUACAUAAAAGUACUCCUUUGCUAAGAUUUUGAAGAGGGUGCCUCCAUCUGUAUGUCGGUACCUCAGAUUCAAAUUUUGCUGGCUGCUUUUGCUUAAAGGUUUAUCUCCAAUAAAGAUCGACAGACACCCUACAACUAUCUGUAAUCUAUUCAAAUGUUUAAGAAUGCUUUAAGUUUUUUGUUACAAUAUUGGCAUAUCACUCGCUCUAGUGUAUAACUGAUGAUUUCAUUGAUGUGGAAGAGUGUUUGAGUAGACUAAAAUCAAUGAUGGAUGGCACCUAGAUGGAGAAUUAUCAUCAUCAUCUAG